CCCACCUGAAUCAGAGGUAUCUCUUCCAUACUGCAUCUACAGCUCUGGCCUUGCUGCUGCACGCGCAGCUUGGCUCAUCCUUCAUCCUGUCAUGCUACUUCACAAACUGGGCGCAGUACAGACCACCUCCCACCAUUUACAUGCCCAAUGACAUCGACCCAUGCCUGUGUACCCAUCUUCUGUAUGCUUUUGCCACCAUCAAGAACAACAAACUGGCCACCUAUGAGUGGAACGAUGUGGAGCUUUACGGUCAAUUCAACGCCCUGAAGAACAAGAACGGAAACCUGAAGACUCUUCUGUCUGUUGGCGGAUGGAACUUUGGCUCUACAGGAUUUUCACAAAUGGUGUUGAGCGCUGCCAACCGUCAGACCUUCAUCGACUCAGUCAUUACAUUCCUGAGGAAGUAUGAGUUUGACGGGCUUGACAUUGACUGGGAGUAUCCUGCCAACAGAGGAGGCUCUUAUCAGGAUAAGCAGUACUACUCUAUUUUCCUGGAGGAGAUGAGAGCUGCCUUUGAGAAGGAGGCCAAGCAGAGCAACAAGGCUCGUCUUCUGAUGUCUGCUGCUGUGUCGGCUGGAAAGGACACCAUUGAUUCUGCUUAUCAGAUUCCCAAGCUUGGCCAGAGCCUGGACAUGAUCAACGUCAUGACAUAUGACUUCCAUGGCUCUUGGGACCCCAUGACCGGCGAGUGCAGUCCCCUGUUCAGAGGCCCCGAGGACCAGGGUGGUUUUAUCUACUUCAAUAUCGAUUACGCCAUGAACUACUGGAAGAGCCAGGGAGCUCCAGCUGAGAAGUUGAUUGUUGGUUUCCCCACAUACGGCAACACAUUCACUCUCCGUAACCCUGCUGACCACGGUGUCGGAGCACCUGUCGCUGGUGCUGGAACUCCGGGAAAGUACACACAAGAGGCUGGAGAGCUCGCUUACUUUGAGAUCUGCGGCUUUUUGAAAGACGGAGCCACUGAGGUUUGGAACCAGGCCCAGGAUGUGCCAUAUGCCUACAAGGGAAACCAGUGGGUGGGCUAUGACAAUAUGAAGAGCUUCCAGAUCAAGGUUGACUGGCUGACUAAGAGCAACUUUGGUGGUGCCAUGGUUUGGACGAUUGACAUGGAUGACUACAUGGGCACUUUCUGCAACCAGGGGAAAUACCCACUGAUUAAUGUUCUUAAAAAGGGCCUUAAUCUGGAACAAGCAUCCUGCGCCCCUCCCGCCACCCGCCUUCCUCCAAUUGUCGGAAUGAGCACGACCGCCAGCUCUGGCGGCAGCUCUGGAGGAGGCUCCAGCAGUGGCGGCAAAUCCUCUGGUGGGGACUCCGGCACCAGCGGUAUGGACAGCAAUUUCUGCAGUGGAAAGGCUAAUGGCAUGUACCCCAGCCCAACAGACAAGAACCAAUACUACAACUGUGCCAAUGGCAACACCUUCUUCGGGCACUGUGCUGCUGGUCUGGUCUUUGACACCUCCUGUUCUUGUUGCAACUGGGCAUAAAGCUGAAGUUAUAGAUUGACUGUUAACUGCUUAAAGGCUGGAUGACCCAGUUUUACAUUUUUUCUCAGCUCCGAGGGGCCAACUUCUCCGAGUACAAAGUCCUUUGCUCCCACGAUGGAUGUUAAACAAUGUAAAACCUGAGGCUGUCCUCUUGACUAGUUAAAUUGGAAAAGCAAAGAAAAUAAACAUUUGAAUUGUCACAGG
Molecule: messenger RNA, 1688 nt
Organism: Plectropomus leopardus (leopard coralgrouper)
Lineage: Eukaryota; Metazoa; Chordata; Actinopteri; Perciformes; Serranidae
Source: RefSeq, a predicted model, not a curated record